Molecule: messenger RNA, 2594 nt
Organism: Suillus fuscotomentosus
Lineage: Eukaryota; Fungi; Basidiomycota; Agaricomycetes; Boletales; Suillaceae
Product: P-loop containing nucleoside triphosphate hydrolase protein
Exons: 25
Coding region: 56-2368 (770 amino acids)
Biological process (GO): double-strand break repair via homologous recombination
Cellular component (GO): cytoplasm; chromosome
Molecular function (GO): four-way junction helicase activity; 3'-5' DNA helicase activity; ATP binding
Source: RefSeq, a predicted model, not a curated record
CGCACCGUGACUCCAACUUGAACGCGUCCGUGCUUGCCAUGAACAUAUCCCAACGAUGAGUUGCACUGAGGAAGACUCUCUUGUAUCCCAGGCCCCAGGCACCCUUCAAAAUCUCGCGGCAGGAAAUGAAGCUGAGAAGGCGGCAAACUCUUUCGGUCACACGGAGUACAAGGGGAAGCAAAAAGAAAUUGUCGAGGCUGCUACUUCUGGAUUGGAUGUCUUUGUAUUAGCGCCGACGGGAAUGGGCAAGAUCGUCCAUAACAUCUUUCGGUCUACAGAGCCUGUGCUUUCAGAUUCCAGCAGUCGCAGAUAUGCCCUGAUGAAAAACCAAGUAUCAAGUUUGCGCCGCAAAGGACUCCCUGCCGUCUCUUGGACAUCGGACACACCGAAGGGCGAACGAGAUCAGAUUAUUGAAGACCUCGAAUCAGGGAGCCCACAAACUCGUCUUCUAUAUACCACACCUGAAAAGCUGUGCACACGUGAAAUGAUGCGCCUUCUUGAAAUUGUUUAUGCGAAGGGCGAACUCAACAGACUGGUUGUAGACGAGGAGUGGGGCCACGACUUCCGUGAGGAAUAUCGCAAGUUGGGCUCUUUUCGGGAACGAUUUCAUGGAGUGCCCAUUAUGGCCCUCACAGCAACAGCAACCCCGAGUGUUCAAACAGACAUUAUACGCAGCCUCAAGAUGUCCGAAGAAAGAUUGUUUACCGCUUUGCACCCCUUUAAUCGCGCUAACUUAUUCUAUGACAUCAAGUACACUGCGGCGCUCGACUCCCUGUCUCGUAUGUCAGCCGUAUACGAUUUUGUAAUUACCCUACACCGUCGUCGAGCCCGACCAAGCUCUGGGAUCAUCUACUGUCGUGCCCGCCUGGCGUGUGAUGAACUAUCGGCCUUUCUGAGGGGAAAGGGCAUCAGUGCCAGGCCAUAUCAUCGUGGGAUUAGCUCUCAUAUGCUGGAUAAGACGUUGAGCGAAUGGGAAGCAGGUGGAAAUGGUGAUGGUGGUGUUGAUGUGGUCUGUGCAACCAUCGCUUUUGGAAUGGGGAUCGACAAAAGCGAUGUUCGUUAUAUCGUUCACUACGAUCUUCCGAAGAGCUUCGAAGGUGCUUUUUUCCAAAUAGGACGAGCGGGUCGCGACGGCUAUCCGUCUAAAUGCGUGCUCUAUUACUCUCGUGAAGACGCCUUUCGCCUCCGCAAGUUAGUGUCUGAUAGCCACGCCAAGAGACAACAGGCUGCAAGCACCAUGUACGGUCCUCAACCCAGCCAAAGAUCCAUUGAUAGUUUCAGUGCAUUGAUUGACUACGCAGAAAAUGUGACUAUGUGUCGACACGUGUCUAUCUGCAAGUAUUUUGGCGAAACAAUUGAUACGAGUGACAAGGAGGUCGUCAAGAGCUACUGUAAUAAUAUGUGUGAUGUGUGCAAAUACCCUGAUAAGGCCCUGCGCCGAAAACAGAAUCUCUCCUCAGAGGACCGCGUUGCCGUACUGUCGAACUCGCGUUCCUUCAAUACGGAUGUAUUCGAAGAUGACGUUGAGAGUUCAUGUCCAGUGCCUCAAAAGGCUCCUCCUGGUCAGCCUAAUCCUGGACAAGCGGGAAGUGGCGGGUUGAAAAGGCCCAACGCCUGUCCUGCAGGUCCGUCCAAGAAGAAAGCAAAGCUAGAGGUACUGCCACCUGCAUUAAUCACGAAGCCUUAUAGUUCUGUGCCGUUCAAACAACCUCCACAAGAAGCACGUGUUAUCGAGUCUUUGGAUGCUCAGCAAACCCCCCAGAAACGUGAAGAACAAAACUACCACAAUGACGAAAUUGAAGUUGUCAAGGUUUGCUUGAAUUCUGCUUGGCAAGCUCCGCAAGACGAUUUGCUGCAAGAUGACGUCCUGGAAGAGGAACCUAUGGACUUUAGUCAAGGUGGCGGUGAUGUAUCCCUCGAUGAUGAACCUCAAAUACACCUACCCGAGAUUGACAUUGAACUGGAAAUGAUGUUCUCCAAGAAAAUACCUGAACCAGCAAGGAGAGAAGUCUUUCGCACUAUUAGAGAAGCUUUAUACAGAGUUCUCCGCUGGGAUGAUGGCGAUGAAGGGUUGUGGGCCAAUUUGAGCAAUGCUCCAUCCAAUGCUGAAGCAAGACAUCUACUCCUGGCAGAAGCCGCUAAAGAUAUAGAGUACUCUGUGCACACGAUGUCUGCCACUGAGUCUGGUUACAACCAAAAAGCAAAGGCAAAACUACGUGUGGUCAAGCUCAUGGAGCACAGGGAAAGUCUUUGGCCGAUCGAUGUAGCUCAUUAUGAUGAGGAUGAAGAGGAGGCGAUCGAGAUGAUAGGAUUAUUGAGGAACAUCUGCAGUCGCUGGAGAAACACUGGUAAAAGAAAAGGCCCAUGAUCACUGUCUCUCGCCUGUAUGGAUGUGCGAUAUACAAUUAGACAGCCUGAGUGUGAUGAAUCACUAUAGCCAGAUGGACCACCCGGAGAUCCUCGGCAAUGUCUGUAGCUGUCUGCUACAUCUAAUUUCCUCGUUUGUGAAUGCAAGACCAUUCUCCGUUCGAGUGGAACUUUCGUCUUUAUACUGUGCAUAGCACGAUUGUGUCACUUCCACCCCGAAACCUUCG